This is a messenger RNA of Daucus carota subsp. sativus, 1553 nucleotides long. Its product is annotated as transcription factor bHLH52-like. Gene Ontology annotation, biological process: regulation of DNA-templated transcription. Bases 463 to 1314 code for a protein of 283 amino acids. Gene Ontology annotation, molecular function: DNA-binding transcription factor activity; protein dimerization activity. Lineage: Eukaryota; Viridiplantae; Streptophyta; Magnoliopsida; Apiales; Apiaceae. The record is from RefSeq and is a predicted model, not a curated record. The transcript has a single exon.
AGCAAUUAUACUGUAGUACUAAUCCGUUAAGGAGGCAGAGGCAGACAGAUGGCACAGCAGCUGUCGGCUAUUGCAGAGUAGUUUUGCUAAAAGAAAUACUGUAUGAGGAACGUACAUCCUGCGUGUGUACGCUCAUCAUUACCCAGCCAGCCGUCCUCUGCUCUGCUCUGCUCUUUCCCCAAAAACGAUUCACCCCCCCUCUAUGUACUACACUUUACUAGUAGUAUAUUCUACACUAUUAUAUUACUGUGUAUGUGAAAUCUCUCUCCCUCCCUCUCUCUGUCUAUUAUUGUGUAUGUGAAAUCUCUCUCCCUCCCUCUCUCUGUCUAUUAUUGUGUAUGUAAAAUCUCUCUCUCUCUCUCUCUCUCUCUCUCUCUCUCUCUCUCUCUCUCUCUCCCUCCCCUAUAUGUGCUUGCAAACAGCAAGGCUUGUCUGCAUUUCUGCUCAAACAAACUCAGCACAAUGGAGCAAUAUUAUCAUCUCAAAGCAGAAGAAGAACAAGACACGAGAGCAUUUCUCGACGAUCCUUAUCCCUAUGAUUCGUCGUCACCACUAGGAUAUUCAUCCUUACAAAACAUCACUGACCAGAAGCCUCUGCUUCCUUUGCUAUUCGACAAUCCCCACCAAACAUCCACCUCUCUGGUUUCUCAUCAACUCCCCAUCUUCAGCAAACCUCUCAUCUCCGAUGAAUUUCAUCUCAAAUCUUACCCCUCGCUCCCAUCAGUCACCAACUCAACAACCUUCAAACUUCCCAAAACAGAGCCAACUGAGUUUAGCCAGGGCUCCGAUGAACCUCCAUUGCUUCAGUUACCGAGCCUGUGCUCUCUCGAAGAAAACCUCGAUACUGUGUCCGAGGCGGCGUAUCAGCUCAACUCAACUGUCUCUCCUAGUGCAACCACUAUGAAAUACGAUCGUCAGAGAGAGUUGAGUCGACGAAGACGGCAGAGAGUACGAGGGAAGAUUGAGAGCUUGAAGGAGCUUCUGCCACAGCAGAAGAAGAGGGUGGAUACCGCGACGGUUCUGGAGAAUGCUGGAAAGUACAUAAAGUUUCUAGAGGCGCAAGUGAGCGUGCUGCAGUGUAUGCCGGUGGAUGACAGUCUGGUAAUUAGUGAGAAUGUGAGUGGUGGAAUGGAUAGGAACAGAGUGUUGCAGAUGAUGGUGAACUCGGAGGUGAGUCAGGGGAAGAUGAGUUCAGAAGGCAUGUGUGUUUACUCCGUGGAGCAGCUGGUUCAGAUUAUUGGUCGUCUUUUUACUACUGAGGAAGCUUCUUUGCUUCUCAAUUCCAUUCUCUUCUCUAGCUUUGUUCCAUUCUAAUUCUCAUCUCUCUCUCUCCCGCUCCCUCCCUCCCUCGCUCCAACACACAUCUCUCUCUCUCUCUCUCUCCCCCUCCCUCCAACACACAUCUCUCUCUCCCCCUCCCUCACUCCCUCCAACACACAUCUCUCUCUCUCUCUCAUAUGUUAGAUAUGUUUCUUGUUAAACUAGCACCAAUACUAUAGUCUAAUGAUCUAUCAAAAUAUUAAUCAAUGAUGUUGUCUUCGUUUUGUUAGUAU